CUGUCGCCGUGGCAACGCGGCGCUGCUCGCCGGCGGGCGCAGGCGGUCCGGGCUGCAGGUGUCUUGAGAAGCAAUGGCCACAGCAGCUCUGCUGAACUCAGCACCAUCUCAGCUCUGCUUCCCUUUAAGCACAGCAGCCUCUUCCCUGUGGUCAGACACCACCAACAUGCAUGUCACCAGGCCAAAAUCUGCCAAGGGACGCACCAGGUCCAGCUUCAACUACUCUCAGAGCACGGAAGCCUGUCCUUGCCACGUGCCAUCUUCACCACCACCACCAGCUCCUCACCAGCUAGUGAGCAGCCGGAGAGCACUGUUCAGGAAACCAGCAUUCCCGUCCAGCCAGGUGUCUCCCAAGGAGAUCCCAGAGCUCCUGCAGCACGUGCCUUUGAGGACCUCCUCUUCUCUGAACAAGUACAGGGUGCUCCCCUCCAUCGGCUUCAAGGGCACAGGGAGCAGCACUGUGGAAGCAAUAGCUGAACAGAUCGACCAGCUGAAGGUAAGCGGGAAGCAGGAGGACAUUCCAAAAGGCAAAACUCUUUCUGGAAAGCAAGAAUCUGCCAGCAUGUCAUUGGAGAGCUCACACAAACAAUGUCCUCCUGAGAAGCCAGGAGGGAAAAUGAGCCCUUCAGCAUCAACAAUCAAGGGAGGUUCGGAGGAGCUGCCAAAGGAAGAGUCGCACUUGCUGCUUGCUGUUCGCUCGCCCUCUGGGCACAGAUUUGAACAUCAUUUCCAGCCCACUGACAGUCUCCAGACGGUCCUUGCCAUGGCAGAGCAGAAAACAUCAGCCAAAUACAAGCAGUGCAGUGUUGAAACGAUGGAGGUGCCCUGCAGGCGUUUCUCUGACCUGACGAGGUCCCUCCAUGAAUGUGGGAUCAUGCACAAGUCCGUGCUGUGCAUCCGACAGAAGGAGCAGCACAAUGCUGAUCUUUAGGCUCCUGCUGAGUGGGAUGCAUCACUUCAACUGAAAAAUAGAGAGUUUGAUGUUUCCUGGACCUACUUCUUCAUCUUGUCACCUUCCAAACACUCCCUGUGAAGCAGACUUGUGUAUAUGUCUUGAGAUAGUGUUUGAGACAUAUGUACCUGCUACGUCAACAGCACUUUUCUUCAUGUGUGCCAUCACAAAUUGCUUUCUGAGCAUCACCACCUUUGUUCGUUUGAAGUUGCUGAUGUUCUCCUUUGAAGACUGAUGUUUCUAAGAGUUUCCCAUUUCUUCUUUCCUGUAUUUCAGGGAGGUACCACUUCCCACAGUGGAUCUGGAUGCAAAGUACCUAUUUGGGAAGGUAGAAAAGGAACUGGUUUACUCUGGAGGACCAUUUUCAGUAGGUUAUCAUCACCCUCAACAUCUCGAGAGUGACUGAGAUGGAGCUCAAAUCCCCAAACCAUCCAGAAAUAACAGUAACUGUUAAUGGAUGAUGGUGAAGUAUUCAAUAGCAUGAGUGAUGGUGAUACACUUGGGAGGGCUCCGCCUCUUCUGACUAACUUCAGUGAGGGUUUUAGGAGCCUGACUACAUCAUUCUUUUUGGAACAAACAGUUGUUAUUUCGGCUGUGUUGGUGAGCACCUGGAUUUUCCACUUGUUUUCCUUCUCUCCUCCAACUCGUGUGAUUCAUAGGUAAGAAUAGAUGCAUAGUUAUGGUGGGAUGUUAUAAAUACUUCCAUUUAGCCCCUUUACACUGAAGUAUUCCAAGAAAGCAAGUGCUGCUUUGGCAUUUGCCUGAGGACUUACUUGGUUCAUGCAGCAGAGCAGGUUUUACCAAACCACCAUUAAAUAAAGGCUCAUAGGGUGAUUUUGGCAGGUUUUAGAUCAAUACAACUUCCUUUGUGAAAUAAACCAGAUCUUUUAGGUUUCUAAUGGAAUUUCUUAUGGUUCAGAUAAUUCCAUCUACUAGAACAAAAAGCUCAUUUGCCACACAAAUGAGCUGAUUUUCAUGUUUUGAGGUAAACCCAACUGGUUUUUAACCUCAGUGCCAAACCAGUUCAGAGCAGUAGAACCAGAGCAGCCGCAGAAUGGUCAUGCUGGCAUUGACCAAGAGUAUCUUGUUCUAAAGCAAGUGUCCAGUGGCUCUCUGCAAGUGGUACCUGGUGAAAUGGUGUUACCUACUGCUGCAGGUGACUGUGCAGCAGCAAUCCUAGUGUCUUCAGGGGGAGAUCAGGACAUUCAAACAUCCAGGUCCUUUUAGUCAAACCUCAGUGGGGAGCAAAGCAUUUCACUGUGUUACGGGAACUGUUUCAUGUCUCAUUCAGUGCUAGGUGAUUAACUCCCUUCUUCUGGUCUUGUGUGUGUUACUGCUGCAUUUCAGAGUGUUUUCAUGCUGUGUGGUAGUGCAAUCAAUAAAACCUUUUAGGCUGAA
Messenger RNA from Melopsittacus undulatus (budgerigar), 2350 nucleotides. RefSeq names its product UBX domain protein 10 (gene UBXN10). Bases 74 to 931 code for a protein of 285 amino acids. NCBI's taxonomy places the organism in Eukaryota, Metazoa, Chordata, Aves, Psittaciformes, Psittaculidae. Gene Ontology annotation, molecular function: protein binding. The transcript is spliced from 2 exons. The record is from RefSeq and is a predicted model, not a curated record.